AAUGGGCGGAAGUGGAGGCGACUUCCGGUACACACCCCCGCCGGGAGCGUGGACCAACGCGGCCGAGGGGCCCGACCUGGAACAGGAGAAGGCCGGGCGGAAGUGCCUGCUCCUCCGCCGCCUUGGUUACCGCGUUCUGAGCCCCUGCUACGUCAUCGCUUAGAGCCCGCUCUCAGCGGCCAGCGCUGGCGCCGCCCGAGACCGUGGGGCUCGGGUUGCCGCCCCCUCAGGAGCCACCAUGUUGGUGAUACCCCCGGACUGAGCGAGGAGGAGGAGGCUCUGCAGAAGAAAUUCAACAAACUCAAGAAAAAGAAAAAGGCAUUGCUGGCUCUGAAGAAGCAAAGUAGCAGCAGCACAGCCAGCCAAGGUGGCGUCAAACGCUCACUGUCAGAGCAACCUGUGGUGGACACAGCCACAGCAACAGAGCAGGCAAAGCAACUGGUGAAGUCAGGGGCCAUCAGUGCCAUCAAAGCCGAGACCAAGAACUCAGGCUUCAAACGUUCUCGAACCCUAGAGGGGAAGCUAAAGGACCCUGAGAAGGGGCCAGUCCCUACUUUCCAGCCCUUCCAGAGGAGCAUAUCUGCUGAUGAUGACCUGCAAGAGUCUUCCAGACGUCCCCAGAGGAAAUCUUUGUAUGAGAGCUUUGUGUCUUCUAGUGAUAGGCUUUGGGAACUGGGGCCAGAUGGAGAAGAAGCAGAGGGUCCAGGGUCUGGUGAUGGUCCCCCUCGAAGCUUUGACUGGGGCUAUGAAGAACGUAGCAGUGCUCGCUCAUCAGCCUCCCCUCCCCGAAGCCGGGACCGCAGCCAUGAGAGGAACCGGGACAGAGACCGAGAUCGGGAGCGGGACAGAGAUCGAGAUCGGGACCGGGAGCGAGACGAGAACCGGGAUCGGGAUCGAGAUAGGGAUAGAGAUCGAGACCGAGACCGAGACCGGGACCGGGACAGGGAUAGAGACCGAGACCGAGAGGGCCCUUUCCGCAGGUCGGACUCAUUUCCUGAACGCCGGGCCCCUCGGAAAGGGAACACUCUCUACGUGUAUGGAGAAGACAUGACACCCACUCUCCUCCGUGGGGCCUUCUCUCCCUUUGGAAACAUCAUUGACCUCUCCAUGGACCCACCCAGAAGCUGUGCCUUCGUCACCUAUGAAAAGAUGGAGUCAGCAGAUCAGGCCGUUGCCGAGCUCAAUGGGACCCAGGUGGAGUCCGUACAGCUCAAAGUCAACAUAGCCCGAAAACAGCCCAUGCUGGAUGCUGCUACUGGCAAGUCUCUCUGGGGCUCCCUUGCUGUUCAGAACAGCCCUAAGGGUUGCCACCGGGACAAGAGGACCCAGAUUGUCUACAAUGAUGAUGUCUAUGAGGAAAACCUGUGGAUGACUUCUAGGGAAUGGAGCUGGAUUCCUUGUGCCUCAUAACACCCCCAAUGCCGGUCUCAGUAAAACACUGAGGUGGAAGCUCACACAUCUUCCUCAGCCUCUGGUUUUUCAGCCCUUGGGAUUGGGGUUAAGCCUUUAAAAACGGCUGUCAGAUUGUAUCUCAGUUGUUAACAACAUGGCCAGUACACAUCCCCCACUCCUUUACCCACAAGGAUCUGGAACACAGUUAUUAUCGCAACUGUUUUAAUUUGAUCCCAUGCCCCUUUCCAGAAGGAAACCCCUCAUAGAAAACCCAGAUCCCUCAUCUUUGAGUUUCUCCUUGAGCCAGGGCAGCACUUGGAAGAGAUUGACGUGAAAGUCCCGGGCAUGAGCAGGUACCUGCUGUUGCAGUCUGUUGUCUUUGCAGACAUCCACUACUCCCCAGCUGAUCACACCAACCU
Molecule: messenger RNA, 1811 nt
Organism: Sciurus carolinensis (gray squirrel)
Lineage: Eukaryota; Metazoa; Chordata; Mammalia; Rodentia; Sciuridae
Gene: Nelfe
Product: negative elongation factor complex member E
Biological process (GO): negative regulation of transcription elongation by RNA polymerase II
Cellular component (GO): NELF complex
Molecular function (GO): RNA binding
Source: RefSeq, a predicted model, not a curated record